Messenger RNA from Rasamsonia emersonii CBS 393.64, 2037 nucleotides. RefSeq lists its product as uncharacterized. Lineage: Eukaryota; Fungi; Ascomycota; Eurotiomycetes; Eurotiales; Trichocomaceae. The record is from RefSeq and is a predicted model, not a curated record. Bases 1 to 2037 code for a protein of 678 amino acids. The transcript has 3 exons.
AUGGCGGACACACUUCCAAAGCAGCGUGAUGAGGCAGAGGCAUUACUGGACUACACAUCUUCCGAUUGCGAUAGGAAUCAAGAAACAAGAGACAAAAAUGUUCCAGCGAUAUCUCUCAAUCGGAACUUUAUUGUAUUAUUUCUAGUGGUGAUCUAUUCUGCUUGCGCCAUCUUCGCCUGGACUGUCCUCGUUAUUCAAUCUCAUCGCCCAAUCGGAGGCUAUUCAUAUGACGCGGUCAUCAACCAGGGCAACAAGUAUGACCUCAUAGCAGAUCAAUACUCCGCUCUUUACAACCAGAAUGAAAAAUAUUAUCGAGCAGCGCGGAUGAUCAAUGCCGGUGUUGGGUCACUUACCAUUCCUUUGGCGACUGCAAUCUGUGCAAGAGCAGCAGUCACAUACGCGCAACAGCAGCGACACGGAUUUACGCUCCGGAAGGCAAUGACCUUGGCGGACCAGGGGUGGUUAAAUGUAGACGUUUGGUGGCAUCUUCUCCGUCCCAAGGAAUGGAAAAGAUAUGGCAGCGGUAUACUGUGGCUCGCCAUCCUCAUCCACAUCUUAGGCUUUCUUAUCGCACCCAUCCAGCAGCUGUUCCUAUCACAGACAACCAUCAAAACACCGCGUUGGCCAGUCGGCGCGGGCCCUCUUUAUGACAUACCUGACCUUUUCAGUGAACCCGAAGAACCCGAUGCCGGCACGUUUGUUCCCUACCUGCGCUCUGCGUUGGCUACAUCAACCGGUACGGACUUCCAAUCCAAUCUCUGGCUCAAUAAUGCACCCAAUUGCAGCAGCGUCCCCACACCAUACAUAUUCGAGAGCGAGCAGUUUUACAUAAGCUGCAUGAGUAGCGGCGGUGGCACAAGCUUGUUAGACGUGACCAAUUCCACCCAGCCAUUUGUCGCGCCAGUCGAAGCCAAUUUCAAUACAGGAUUGAUCCGGCAGUAUGCCCCCCGGAUGAACUCAUCCCUUUCAUACGAAUUGGUGGAUGCAGCAGAAUUUCCGACGGGCUGUGACCAGUUACCGGGCGCCUUUUUCGUGGAAUAUAUUGGUCCUGGUUCGGUGGACAUAGGGGCGAAUUACAGCCUUCAAGCAUGCAUGCCGUACAAUGGGACAAACAACACCUGGAUACCCACUCGUCAUCGGCAGGAUUUGACAGAAGUACUCUAUCUCAACGUCUCGGUAUGGCUGGAUGGGCUCUUCCAGAACACCAGCGUCUUCAAAGUACAGGCCAACAGCACCGCCGGGUAUUUCGAGUUGCCGAGUUAUCUGAACAAUAAUACGGCAGGCCCACUCCUGGAGCAGGACCCUUAUGAGCUCUGUCUCGAGGACGUUCACUGCGUACUACAACAUGAUGAUCUCUCGUUCAAGAACACCACCGGUACACUGCCAAUGGUCGGCCUCAUGAGCGAUUCUGAUGGCGCUAAUAAUUUAGAUCCUUGCAUUCGAACCGGGGAGAUCAAGGAUGCAACGGUCGAGGUGGCAAAGUGGCUACACUUGUUUUGGGAACACUAUGCGGAAGGGAAUCUGUUCAUGCAGGAUGCCUUUACGAGGGCAAUAUAUCUAGCAAAUUCCAUCUGGCUGACGAAAACUGAUCCGACAAUUCCUAAACUAUGGAUUUUCUAUGAUCGCGGUGCUGACACGAACAUCCCUACAAUCAAGCCUGGCGGUGUGAUUGUUGUUUCCGUGCUCUUGGGCCUGUUCAUUGUCACUCUCUUUGCGAUGACUUGGUACGCCAGCCAUGUGCCCACCUGGACCACGACCUUCAACGCGUUCGCCAUGAUGAGGAUUGGCGCUGCGAUCGCCGAACAUGUGCCUCUGUUGAUUGGGAAGAAAGAAGGCAAAAUUUCCGUCCUGGAUCAGACGCCGGGAUGGAUUGGCGACAGUGAGCCAGACGCCGAGAUUGGACGGCUCGGCCUAGGCGCAGAGGGGCAGCUCAGGGCCAAAAGAAAAUACGCAUGCUAUGUCGGGGACAUCGAGAUGAUGACUGGAUCCCAAAACCGUCCAGUAGAUCGGAAUGUCUCAUCCACCAUCUCUUCUUAG